Bacillus rossius redtenbacheri is the source of this 3335-nucleotide messenger RNA. RefSeq names its product zinc finger protein AEBP2. The record is from RefSeq and is a predicted model, not a curated record. NCBI's taxonomy places the organism in Eukaryota, Metazoa, Arthropoda, Insecta, Phasmatodea, Bacillidae. Bases 112 to 1236 code for a protein of 374 amino acids. The transcript has 8 exons.
UCACUGUUGGUGUGUCCGCGCUACCGCCAGGUCAGGAGUCCGCCGCUCCUCGCACGAACACUCGCAGCGUCAGCAGGACCAGACAGCGGGAAGCAAGCAGGCUCCAGGACCAUGAGGUGGCUCGUCAGCGGCGUGUGUGUGGCGGCGGUGCUGUCUGCGCAGCUGUGCUGGGGCGGACCCACGUCCAGGGACGGCGCCCUACUGCAGAGGUCGCUGCCGGAGCAGGACGCGCUGGAAGGACUGCCCCUGGUCGAGACGGAGGACCAGGGGAGCACACGCGACAGGAGGACGCUGAACCUCAUCAGGCAGUACUUCCCUGCGCUCGGCAGGAUAAUCGAUAGCAAAAUACAAAUGAUAACGAGGUGGGUGUUCCGAGUGGUCGGCCGCGUGGUGCUGCGCGCCGGGAUCUUGGGCGGCGGCGGUGGGGGCGGCGGGGGCGGCGGGGGCAACUCCUCCGGCUCCGGGGGCAGCCGCAGGGUGAGCAUCGUGCUGCCCACCUUCCCCCCCUCGGAGGACGAGGACGAGGACGAGCAGGGCACCGAGGUGCCGGCCACUUCCACUGACGCGGACCCGGGUGAGAACCAGCUCUCGGGGGCAGAGUCCCGGGUGUGGGAGGCGCGCGUGCCUCCCCCCGCCGGCUUCACGGACCUGCAGCCCGCAGCCAGCGGCGACGAGGCGCGCGCGGCGGCGCCGGACGACAACUUCGCCGAGGGCUCGGAGGACGCGGACGAAGCGCGCAACAAGCGCCUCACGAGCUUCGGCGGCGGCGCCGGCGGCGGCAGCGGCGGCGGCUCGGGCAACUUCAUCUUCGACAUCAUCCGGAGCACGGCGGACCGCGCGGCCAGAGCGGCCGGCACCGUGUACCGGCUGGUGGCGGGCACCGAGUCCCUGGGCCUAGGCCUGGGGACCUCCUCCUCCUCUGCCGUCACCCGCUCGCGGGCCAAUCAGACCACUACCGUCCGGACCAACAACACCACCACAUCCCGGGCGCUGGUGACGGGCAGCAGCAACACGGAGAACACGGACGAGGCGGGCGCCCAGGUGUCCGCGGGCGGCGAGGCGACCGUGGAGAAGGACGACGGCUACCAGGCGGGCGUGCCCGGCCCCGUCACCAGGCUCUUCAUCAUCGCCAACCGGGGCAUCGCCAACCUCGUGCAGGACCUCAUCCUGCGUCUGGCCCAGACGAGCGAGAGGAUAGUGAACUUCAAGGCACGCCUGCUCACCGCCAUCAUCUAGGCCGAGCUGCCGUUACCAUGGCGACCAAGGCCAGCCUCGUCCUAACCAUCACCUCGCCUGCAGUCCUCGACUCCCAGCGCCAACACCGCGCUCCAGCCUUGAGCGACCUGCGGUUGUCGUGGUGACCGCCGCUGGCAAGCCGUCACCCGUCACACCAUCACCACAACGACCACACACCCUGAUGACAGACGACAGCUGUCAUUCAGAGCGACCUGCGGUUGUCGUGGCGACCACCGCUGGCAAGCCAUCAACCGUCACCCAUCACCGUCAACUUGAAGACAAUCAUCCACCACAUCGACCACACACCCUGAUGACAGACGACAGCUGUCAUUCAAGAGAGACCUGACGUCGCCAUGACUACCACUGCUACCACUGCUGACAAGUCAUGCCAAGAGCAGUCACCUCGCCAUCUGUCAGCCAGCCUCACCACUGACACGCCAAGACGCUCUGCUGUCACGUGAUGUCCGCAUCGCCCACGUGACUGCAGUUUCGCUUCCACUGCGAGUGUAGUCUCUUCACGCCAAUUGUGCGUCAACUUGUAAAAGACUUCGGACAUUUUAAAAUAUUAGUUUUCCAACAGGUCACAUUGUGCAAAUUAAGUGUAAGACGUGAAGUGAUAACACCAUCUUACACAGUCAUCUUCAGGAAAUGACUUCUGGCUGUUUUUUUUUAGAACAGUCUGCAGCAUUCUAAAAUCAGGUAAUAAAUUAUCACAUAGCUAAGGUGUUAAAGUUUCUUUGAAAUGUAUCAUCUCAUAGUGUGAGUAAUAAUUUUAGAAUGUUUCAAAUCUGUAAAACUUAAAUAAUGGUUCACAUAAAGAAGUUGAAAUUGCAUUAAGAUACGAGAUUCUCUCAGUCAUCAAAAUUAUGAGAAAAAAAUGUUGUGUUUUAGAUAUUAAUUAAGUGUGCUCACAUUUGCCAUAAGAAAAAGUAAACUAUCAUUAUAUAAACAUGCAUAUAGUUUACGCAAUAAGAUUGCCUGUCUCGAUGAUGUGUGAUGGCUCGAAAUCAUUUGAUACUCAUUUUUUUACAUUAAAUCAAUCAUUGUAUUAACUAUGUUACAGUUUUGUAAUAUUUAUAUAAAAUAAAUAUUAAAAUCAUAUAUCUUUUCAUCGUAAGCUUUUACUUGUUUGAAGGGAAAAAAACUUUAAUUUUUAUUUAUUUGUGAGAAAUUGUUAAGUGUUUGCAACGUAAGUUGUAAAUAUGAAUAGAGCCCUUGCUUAAAACAAUUAGUUUGGAUUUUUUAUAAAAAUGUGUUAUAUUACGGUUUCACGUAAUGUGAUACGAUGCACAGGUUUGUAAUAUUUGUAAAUGCAUAACUUCACUAUUGAGGGUUACGAAACUAGUGUUGAUAAACACUGUAGUGUCGUCACAAUCUUCAAUUUUAGACAUUUUUCUGAUGACUUUGUAAAUAUGUUCAUGACUAUAUAAAUCAACUGUAAAUAUUGUAAGAAUAUAUAAAAAGUUAAAAUUUCCUUAUAGUUUUAAGCAUUUUUCUUUCCUUCGUGGUCUGUUGUGUCUUAAUAAUAAGACUGUACACUUAUAAUAAUUAAUUCAGAUACUUAUAUAGUAAUAUAUAAAUAAUUUUCAAAUAUAAAGUAAGUUUCAUGUUACGAAAUAACGUGAAGAAUCCCUUCUUUAUAAUAAUAACAAUUCAGAAAAUAUUUAUUUCAGUUUUAUGAGUAUAUUUCUACGAACAAUAAGUAAUCAUGGAUAUUUUGGUAAUGAGAUACACGGUAGAAAAUAGUGAUGACAAUAAACAAUUCGAGAGCUAAGCACAAACAAUGGUUAUAAACAAAGGGGUUCAGAGAAUAAUAUUAAACUUAUAAAACUCUUACCAUGGUGAUAUUUUUGUGUAAUAUUAUUUAUUCAAAACCAAGCCUAAUAAGCAGUGUGUAACAAAGUUUGAAACUAGUUGUAACAAAUUUUUGCAGAAUGAACAAUGUAAUGUAAAAAUGUUUUACAUACAUACUGCGUUUUGUGAAUAUGUAAUUUUUUCUCUUUUAUUUUUUAUAAAACGUAUUCAUGUACAAAACAUUGUUUCCUGUAAAAACCUGUAAUUUUUAUGCGCUUUGUUUACAAUAAAAUAGUAUACGAAAA